AUGCACACGGAUGUGGUGCUGCUCAACCUGCUGGUCUGGAUGGUCGGUGUGUCCGGGCAGACGCGCGCCAAAGGACAAAUGCUGCCAUACCGACUCGUCAGGUCGAAAAGAGAAAUACCUCUAACAGAAGCUUCCGGUCGCAAGAUUGGCAGCCCCAUGAUUAAAAGAAGUCCAGAUAUAACUAAAGCCUGGAAUACAAAGUCAGAGCAGCUACUGAGGAUAGACGACCAUGACUUUACAAUGCGACCAGGAUUUGGAGGGCCUGCAGUCCCUGUCGGAGUGGAUGUUCAGGUUGAAAGUUUGGAUGCUAUUUCAGAGGUCGAUAUGGAUUUUACUAUGACCCUGUAUCUGAGGCACUAUUGGAAAGAUGAACGUCUGUCCUUCAAAAGCAACAACAACCUAAGCAUGACCUUCGAUGGCCGCCUGGUGAAGAAAAUCUGGGUACCUGACAUGUUUUUUGUCCACUCUAAGAGGUCCUUCACCCAUGACACCACCACUGAAAACGUCAUGCUGCGAGUUUACCCAGAUGGCAAAGUCCUCUACAGCCUCCGGGUGACAGUCACAGCCAUGUGCAGCAUGGACCUGAGUCGCUUCCCUCUCGAUACACAGACUUGCUCUUUGGAGAUAGAGAGCUAUGCUUAUACAGAUGAUGACCUGAUGCUGUACUGGAAGGAAGGGAACAGGUCGUUAAACACAGAUGAAAGAAUUUCUCUCUCACAGUUCCUCAUCCAGGAAUUCCACACCACCACCAAGCUGGCCUUCUACAGCAGCACAGGCUGGUACAACCGUCUGUACAUCAACUUCACUCUGCGGCGGCACGUCUUCUUUUUCCUGCUGCAGACCUACUUCCCAGCCACUCUGAUGGUCAUGCUGUCCUGGGUGUCGUUCUGGAUUGACCGCAGGGCCGUCCCUGCUAGAGUGCCACUAGGUAUAACUACGGUGCUCACCAUGUCCACCAUCAUCACGGGAGUCAAUGCCUCCAUGCCCAGGGUCUCCUACAUCAAAGCUGUGGACAUUUACCUGUGGGUCAGUUUUGUCUUUGUGUUCCUGUCCGUGUUAGAGUACGCUGCAGUCAACUACCUGUCUACUCUACAAGAACGCAAGGAAAGGGCACUCCGGGAGAGGCUGCCGUGUACCUGUGGUAUGGCCCAUCCUGGCAUGAUGUCAGCCAGCUACAGUGAGGUGGAUGCCAACACAACAGGGAACUACGGCAUGCCAGAAGAGAAUGGGGUAAAGAGGGAGAGGAUGCUGGUGCAGCUGGCGAUGGAGACCGACCAGGUCACUGGCCAUGUUGGCUCUGGCGCCUACAACAACGUCUGGAUCGACACGCAUGCCAUAGACAAAUACUCCCGGGUCAUCUUUCCUGGAUCUUACAUCCUCUUCAACAUCAUCUACUGGUCUAUCUACUCCUAACACAGAUGGGACUCAAACCAGAGCUGUGAACACUUCUGGCAGAAGUGUGAAAUAUCUGCCUCCCUGCUUGUCAAAGUGAGUAACUGAUGCACUUGAGUGGAGACUUGGGCACUCAGCUUGCAGAGUCAGGCUUUUGUGUCUUCAAAUUUGAAAGAUGGAAGAUGGAACAGUCCAAUCCAAAGAAAGACCAGUGUACAGUAGAGGUCUUCAGGCAGACCUGAACCCCCAAGCACAUUCAACUUCCCCUCUGUCCUCAGGUCUCUACAAACUUUUGACAGGACAGAACCUCAGGGACCUGGAACAGUCUUACAGGACCACAUACAGCUGAAACUGUCUGCCAAAUAAAGCACAAUAUUAUCCAGUGUGGCUUCAUCUUGAUACAUAUUGUUUACCAUGAUGUGUACUUUUGGGGCGUCAAAUGUUUUGUCACAGUGCCACUUUGUCUGAAAAGUUUGAAUUUAAGAGGUUGUUACCAGUUAUUGGUUAGAGGUUUCUCAACUGGUUCAGAGCUCAAUAAAUUCUUCAAUCAAGGGCUUGAGACAAAUAGAAGGCAAUGCGUCAGUAAAUUCUGAGGGGGAACUUUUUUGGUAUUGGUUUAUGUGCAGUUUUCUUAUAUAUGACAGGACAGGUUCACUUUCGCAGGGCCCUGUUAUAAUCAACAAGCGCACUGGCAAGCGCAAAGCAGUAGGUCUAAUGUGCAAGGACUGUGUGAGCAUUUCCAAGAUACAUGACAACAGCAGCUCAACAAAUGGAGAGAUGCUUUUUCAGGAAAUCAUAUUGUUGCCUGUAUGGCAGAGAUGUUCUGAUACCAUUAUUUUCUUCUGAAUACUGAUUACUAUACCUGAACCUAUACCUGAACUUGUGUAUGGGACGAUACCAAAUACCAUUUCGAUAACGGUGAGUUAAAAAAGAAUAAAAAAUAAAAAUAACUGCUGUAUACCGCUAACCCUGUAUGGGUGUAAAUAAUUGCUAUUAUUGUUGAAUGGCAUGGCCUUUGUAAAACAUGAACAAAUACAAACAUAGAAUGAAUGCCAUAGACCUUUCUUUUAUUAUUGAAUUUGACAUUUUGCUUCUGGCUAACAAACUAUUUACUGUAAAUCAAUUUGUCGUCACUCAAAAACAGUACUUGCCAUUAGCAGCACAGCGCAACUUGUGUAGGCUACUGUUUCAAAGCGGCGAAGAACAACUGAUUUUUGGGAAAACUGUCACUUUAUUUCACUUAAAUUUUAAUAAAUUACGUAGUAUUGAAUCGGUGCAUUGCAAUCCUAGCAUUUUAAGCAGUAUUAGAGGCAUGUCCAAUGCCGGUAUCAAUGUGGGAACAACUUUACUGGAUGGUGCAAUGCAUCAAGAUGUGAAACAGCUCCAACGUGUGCUUUCCCAUCAUUUCAUUAGUACAACAGCCAAACAAGAAAACUGGAUCUGAGCAAUGAAUCUGAAUUGAGCACUAAAGCUUGUUGUGUGACUGUAGUCAGUGACUUACCUGUCAGUCCAAGUGAGUUCAUGUUUGCGGACCAAAACUAAGAGGCAACAAUGUAUCAUUGAUAUUCUUUGGUCUGGGCCAACUGAACAGAACUACAGUGUGUAAGAGAUUGCAGGCUUUUGAACUAGAGAGGACCUCUA
This is a messenger RNA of Epinephelus lanceolatus (giant grouper), 3033 nucleotides long. Its product is annotated as gamma-aminobutyric acid receptor subunit rho-1-like. The record is from RefSeq and is a predicted model, not a curated record. Gene Ontology annotation, cellular component: membrane. Gene Ontology annotation, molecular function: extracellular ligand-gated monoatomic ion channel activity; transmembrane signaling receptor activity. NCBI's taxonomy places the organism in Eukaryota, Metazoa, Chordata, Actinopteri, Perciformes, Serranidae. Gene Ontology annotation, biological process: monoatomic ion transmembrane transport.